AUUCUCCUAAUUUCAUGCCUUUAUUUCCUUCUAAAUCAAAAUAAAAGAAUGUCAUUUUUUGAGUUCAACUUCAACAUAAACUGCUACCAAUUCUUUUGAAGUCCGUCUCCCUCUUUCUUUCUGGCUUCUGCUAUGGAACUUGUACAUAAGCAGACAGUACCAAGUACAAAAACACACCUUGAUCCCUCUUUGGCCGGCGUGGAGUAGCAUCCCAUACUCCCACCUCCAAAACCCAAUUCACAAUUUACAAAACUCAACUCUAAAAUUUCCCUUUGUUCUUUUAGCAAACCCCCAAUAAAUUCUCCAGAUUUUCGUCCCAAUUCCCCCAAAAUAAACCCUAAUAAUUUCCUACCAUUCAUCUGUAAAUUACCCCCAAUAAACUCAAAAUUUAGAUGAAAAUGGCGGACAUUUCAUCUCCGUCGCCGAACCCAAUUCAAUCCAAUAAUCAAUUGAUCGAACCCACAAACCCACAACUUCAAUCAUCGUCAUCGGCUUCAGCGGCAGUUGUUGUGGGGACACCAUCUUCUUCCUCCAAUUUAAUGCAGCCUUCUCCUUCAGCAACGCCGUCUUCGGUGGAUCUUCCCCCGCAAAUCCCAUUAAAUUCGUCCCAGCAGCAGCAAUUGGUGCAGCAACAGCAGCAGCAGCAGCCGAUCCAGGUACAGCAGCAGCAGCAAUUGGUGCAAUCCCAGCAGCAGCAGCAGCAGCAAAUUCAGCAGCUUCAGCAACAGCAGCAGCAAAUUCAGCAACAGAGUAGUGGUAAUGCAGGUAAUAAUAACAGCAAUGGUGCGAAUAAUUUGAUGGCUGCUGCUGCGGUGGCGAAUUUCCAGAUGCAGCAGAGUUUGCAGAGGUCCCCGUCGAUGGCGAGGCUGAGCCAAAUGCAGCAGCAGCAGCAGCUUGGGAUGAUGAGACAACAGGCGGGGAUUUAUGGGCAGAUGAAUUUUGGUGGCAACGCGCUUCAGCAGCAGCAACAACAGCAGCAACAGCAGCAGCAGCAACAGCAGCAGCAACAACAGCAGCAACAGAUGGGGCAGAUGGCUCAGAUGGGCAGUGGGAACUUAUCAAGGUCCGCAUUGAUGGGACAGACUGGCCACCUUCCAAUGCUUUCUGGUCAAGCUGCAGCUGCUGCUGCCCAGUUCGAUUUACAGUCCCCGUUUUUGACUUCGCCACGGCAGAAGGCUGGUAUGAUGCAAGGGUCUCAACUCCAUCCUGGGAGUUCAACUGGGCAAGCUUUGCCAGGAAUGCAGGCCAUGGGGAUGAUGGGUCCCAUCUCUCAACUUAGGGCCAAUGGACCGACGGCAUAUGCUCAACAGAGGAUAAACCAGGGCCUGAGGCAGCAUUUGUCACCGCAAAGUCAACUUGCUAUCAGUCAGGUUAGACUAGAGAAAUUACAGACUCAGGGGGUCCCAAGGACGUCAUUAAUGAAUGCCCAAUUAUCUGCGUUGGCUCAGAAUGGACAGCCAGCUUUGAUGCAGAAUAGUAUAUCACAACAGCAGUGGUUGAAGCAAAUGCCAUCUCCUAAUUCUCCUUCAUAUCGUCUUCAACAGCAGAGGCAACAGUUCCUUUCGCAGCAACAGCUAUCCUCACAGUUGCACCAGAAUUCUAUGGCAUUGCCGCAGCAGUUAGCACAUAUGGUUCAACAGCAGCCACAGAUUGGGCAUUCUCAGAUCCAUCAGCACCAACAACAGACACAGUCAACCCAACAGCAACAACAGCAGCAGCCACAGCCACAGCCACAGCCACAGCCACAGCAGCAACAGCAACAGCAGCAGCAGAAUCAACAACUGCAGCCGCAGCAGCAACAACUACAAUCAGCUUUGCAUCAGCAGCAGCAGUCUCCCAGGAUGGUAGCCUCUGCAGGACAGAAGUCUCUUAGUUUGACUGGGUCACAGCCUGAUGCUACUACAUCUGGAACAACUACACCAGGGGGAAGCUCGAGUCAAGGUACUGAAGCAAGCAAUCAACUACUGGGCAAGAGAAGGAUACAGGACUUAGUUUCACAGGUAGAUCCACAAGGAAAGCUGGAUCCUGAAGUUGAAGACCUUCUUUUGCAAGUUGCUGAUGACUUUAUUGACUCGGUGACUUCAUUCGCUUGCGGCUUGGCAAAGCAUCGGAAAUCAUCAACUCUGGAAGCCAAGGAUGUAUUGCUGCAUCUAGAGAAGAACUACAAAUUGACUAUCCCUGGUUUCUCUAGUGAAGAGAAGAAACAUCAACAGAACCAUCCACCAAGUGAUGCUCACAGAAAACGUAUGGAGGUGAUACAUGCUUUGAUGGAGUCAUCCUCUGAAGCAAGUACGAGUAAUGCUGCGGAGAUGCGCAGAACAGGCAAUUGGCAACCAAGCUGUUAAGCAACACAUAGUUCUCUAAUGCAAAAGUUGGUCAACUUUCAUGGACUGAUCUGGUCCAGAAGAUGUACAAAGAAGUUUGGACCAUCACAUAAAGUACUGUGAACCUAAGUCAUAGAUGAUCUACUGUUCAACUGAUCCCAUCCUAGUUUAAUAGCUUAAUUAGAUUGACAGGAAGAAGGGGGUUAUAAGCAUGUAAACUCUCUAGGACCCCCACCCCUACUUGCCAUGUCAGUUAGGGAUUCAAACAGUAGUAGAACUGACUAUUAAUUAUAUACAUAUUUGCAUGUAAACUAAAGUUUUGGUUUAUAGGGCAAUCUCUGUGUAUAAAAUUUGCUGGAAUAUGUAUUUGGUUGAUUGUAUUUGAAUGACCUUUUCAUCUGUUUGUAAAUCUCAUUACAAAAUUGUUCUGGGGCCUGAGUCAUGGGUCCUGUACUACAACACGGAUCAUGAUUGUGAUUUA
Coffea arabica (coffee) is the source of this 2805-nucleotide messenger RNA. Its product is annotated as transcription initiation factor TFIID subunit 12b-like. Gene Ontology annotation, cellular component: SAGA complex; transcription factor TFIID complex. NCBI's taxonomy places the organism in Eukaryota, Viridiplantae, Streptophyta, Magnoliopsida, Gentianales, Rubiaceae. Gene Ontology annotation, molecular function: TBP-class protein binding; DNA binding; protein heterodimerization activity. Gene Ontology annotation, biological process: DNA-templated transcription initiation; RNA polymerase II preinitiation complex assembly. The record is from RefSeq and is a predicted model, not a curated record.